UAACUCUGUUUUAAGAUUAGCCAAACACUGUGAAAAGAUAGAGGGAAAAUCUGGAGACAGGACGACUGUGCAAAAAGAAAGGAGCAGAGGAUAUGGAAGUGCUAGCCGUUAAACCACACGCCUGCUUCUUUAAUUUAAAUCCCAAGAUCGUAACCAAGAAGCAAAUUGCAGAUGUCUUUAUCCAAUGCCCACAUUCUAGAAGAAAAUGCUUUUGUGUCAAUAUGGGAUAUGAACGACAGAAACUUCCUGGCAGGACUUCCAAUAAGUGCUUAUUUACGGUUGCAACUGCAUCAUCAGUCAUCAGGUGUGCAAGAUGUUGAAGUUUCUUCUCCAUUUAAAGACUUUACUAUUACUACUAGCAGUGUAGAUAAAACUAAUGAAUUAAAGAUAAGUGUAGAGGUAUCUGGCUUAAAAACCCAACAAAUAUUUGAUAACGUGUUCUCCAAGAUGGUUGCUGAUGCUCAGCCAAUUCCAGGAUUUCGAAGAGUAAAAGGAGGAAAGACGCCUAAUAUACCCAGGGAAAUUCUUCUGGAAAUUCUUGGUCCCUCAAAAGUUUACAAGCAAGUAAUUGAGAAAGUAAUUAACAGUACAAUAGCGGAAUACGUAGAUAAGGAAGGUUUGACAGUUAGCAAAGAUUUGCUGGUAGAACAGAGUUUUGAAGAUCUUGAAGAAAUCUUUGAACCUGGUGAUGAAUUCAGAUUUGAUGCAAUUGUCCAGUUUAUAGAUUCGAACUGAAUAGUUGGUUUAGUCAUAAGUAGCCCCCCUCAUCACACAUUGUUGAACUUUAAUACGUUGUAAUGCACUUUAUUUCCAUUUAAAUAUGAGUUCUGUUACAAUUUAUUGUUAUAGACCCCUUAUUAACAUUAUAAUGAGAAAAGCCCCAAUUUUGUAU
Molecule: messenger RNA, 892 nt
Organism: Olea europaea var. sylvestris
Lineage: Eukaryota; Viridiplantae; Streptophyta; Magnoliopsida; Lamiales; Oleaceae
Product: trigger factor-like
Exons: 8
Coding region: 172-735 (187 amino acids)
Biological process (GO): 'de novo' cotranslational protein folding; protein unfolding; protein transport
Molecular function (GO): peptidyl-prolyl cis-trans isomerase activity; ribosome binding; protein folding chaperone
Source: RefSeq, a predicted model, not a curated record